GAAGCAGUUGUUGCGAAAUGCAAUGUUAUCUGCACCUCAAAGGACACCAGAAAUCCUAGGCCCUCUGCAAAUGAGUUACAAAGAGCAGACUACGUUUUCUACCGUACUUUCGAUGUAAGUAAAAACUCAAUAUCAGAGAAGUUUGCAGAUGAGAUUUGUGGAAUUAAAGUGGAGUUAUUUUUUAACAGAAUGAAAGGUCAACGGUCAACUAAUCCUCCAAGUAACCAAGCGGAAUUAAAAAAGCCGGGUGAACACUUUGAUAUGUUUUCCAGUUCCAGGAUAGAAUUGAACAAAUGCGAAGCCAGUCCAUCCAGGAGUGGGCCAAGCAAAAAGAUGUCUGUGUUAAAAGAAUCAGAGAAAGGCCCAUAUGAAAAUCCCAAGCUGAAAGGUUUUGCAGUUGAAAGUGGGACUGUGUCCUGCGUACAAGUUAAAGAUAAAUCUAAUGUGAGACCUUUUGAAGUUAGCUUAACUGAGAACGCAGAAGAUCCUCGACCUUACAAGAAGAGAACCAUUCUUCUAGAUGACAAAGGUUCCAUUAGUCAGAAAGGAGUAUCCACCAAGAGGGACAUUUUCGGAGCAGAGGCGUGUAAGAUUAUCGAAAAAGCAGGUGCUCAACUUGUAUCCAGAGAGGGUCUCAAAACUAACAAACAAGUUAUGGAAGUAACUAGAAGGCCUGAUGCUUCUUGGGAAGUUAAACUGCAGAAAGCUCAAGAAGCAGGUACACUGGUCUUGCUAGAAAAUUUGGACCCGUCCUUUGCUUCAGUUGACGUUGAGGUAGUUACGAUGAUUCUCCUUGUAGGUCUCUUUCUAUGA
Morus notabilis is the source of this 813-nucleotide messenger RNA. Its product is annotated as protein ANTI-SILENCING 1-like. Lineage: Eukaryota; Viridiplantae; Streptophyta; Magnoliopsida; Rosales; Moraceae. Gene Ontology annotation, molecular function: RNA binding. The annotation marks the transcript as partial. The transcript has 4 exons. The record is from RefSeq and is a predicted model, not a curated record.